AUCGAAGACAGGUUUUCAUUCAUACCCUUCACCAACGCGAGUUACGACGCAGUCCUGGAAACAAAGGUGAAAUUUUAUACAAAGAGGAGUCUUUAUGUGCGUGAUCCCAUGCAGCUGAAAAAUAGUAUGGCAAUGAGAGAAAAGGUCCAUAGCCUACGUUUCAACCAAGACCAUGGUUGUUUCAUAUGUUGUAUGGACUCGGGUGUUCGAAUAUAUAAUGUGGAACCUCUCGCAGAGAAGACACAUUUACGAGAGAGCUUAGUUGGCAGUGUUGGUCAUGGGGAGAUGUUGCAUAGAACUAACUUAUUGGCAAUGGUAGGAGGAGGAGCCGUUCCAAAAUAUGCAGACAAUACUGCUCUUAUUUAUGACGAUCGUACAUCAAAAUUGGUGCUUGAGUUUACUUUCUCUGCACCAGUACUGGCUGUCAGGUUAAGAAAAGAUAGAUUAGUGGUAGUUUGUCGACGGCAGAUACAUGUCUUCUCCUUCCCUCACGCUCCUCAGCGUCUUUUCACUUGUGAGACUCGGGACAAUCCUCUGGGGCUGUGUGAGGUGUCCCCCCUCCCCUCAGCCGACAGACACAUAUUGUGUUUUCCUGCCCACAAACUUGGUGCUGUUCAGUUAGUGGAUCUUCUGACAACAGAAUCAACUGUCUCUCAAGCCCCACUUACUGUCCAAGCACAUAAGAGUGAGCUCGCUUGCCUCAGUGUGAACCGUGAGGGCACGUUGUUAGCUACAGCAUCACUCAAAGGCACAUUGAUUAGGGUAUGGGACACUGCUCGGAGAGUGUUACUGGCUGAGCUGAGGAGAGGCUCUGACCCGGCCACACUCUACUGUAUCAACUUCAGUGGUGAUAGUGAAUUCCUGUGCUGCUCAAGUGACAAAGGGACUAUCCACAUUUUCGCCCUUAAAGACACACGGCUAAAUCGCCGUUCAACGUUCUCAAGAAUGGGAUUCUUAGGAGGGUACAUGGAGUCACAGUGGGCCUUAGCAAACUUCACUGUUCCUCCUGAGUGUGCCUGUGUAUGUGCCUUUGGAGCCAACUCUACUGUGUAUGCAAUCUGUGUGGAUGGGACCUUCCAUAAAUAUGUGUUUAAAGCAGACGGCUGCUGCAACCGAGAGUCAUUUGAUGUUUACCUGGAUCUAGUUGCUGAUGAGGAGUUCUGAGUAAAAGGGGCGUACGACCAGAGUGAACAAAGCGCCACUAUGGUCAGUAUCAAAAUUUAUUCACAAAAGGAUGGGGAAACCACCUAUCCCGAGCGAGACUCGGUUACUCAGAAUGGAAGUGGCAGUAUUGUCGAUUUUGUUAAUUAAAACUACCCAAGUGUCACUACGUACAGGGCUGGUGGCAGCAGAUCACAGGGAAGAAAGCGCCUGAAGUGUCUGAUCACCUCAUGUCUCUCGUACUGUGUAGGCCUUUACUUUGGUUUCAUAUUUUACAUUAUUGUCAGAUGUCAUUAAGCACUGUACUGUAUUACUAAACACUUUUAUUUACAUGGCUCAUUAACCCUUUCACGUACGAGAUAAGUUUUCCAGUUCCAAGAUCACAUUUCUGAGGCCCCAAGGCAAGCGAGACAGUGCACGGUGAAUAUUUUUUUUGCUUUAUCAAUUCC
Molecule: messenger RNA, 1610 nt
Organism: Homarus americanus (American lobster)
Lineage: Eukaryota; Metazoa; Arthropoda; Malacostraca; Decapoda; Nephropidae
Product: WD repeat domain phosphoinositide-interacting protein 4-like
Exons: 9
Coding region: 109-1164 (351 amino acids)
Biological process (GO): nucleophagy; protein localization to phagophore assembly site; protein lipidation
Cellular component (GO): cytosol; phagophore assembly site membrane; extrinsic component of membrane
Molecular function (GO): phosphatidylinositol-3,5-bisphosphate binding; phosphatidylinositol-3-phosphate binding; protein binding
Source: RefSeq, a predicted model, not a curated record